This is a messenger RNA of Astrephomene gubernaculifera, 1108 nucleotides long. NCBI's taxonomy places the organism in Eukaryota, Viridiplantae, Chlorophyta, Chlorophyceae, Chlamydomonadales, Astrephomenaceae. The record is from the annotation of a GenBank genome assembly.
UUUGUACACGCAUUACAUGGUUCAGGAAUGUAUGGCCCUUCGCAGUAGCGACCACUUGCGCGCUGUAGGCAAGCUACUGCUUAUCGUUAAGUGAUAUCACUUCCUUUACAGUACGUUUUUAACAGAUAGAAUGGUCAUGACCCAGCCCAAUAACGAACAGCGAAAGUCAGCUUGGCCUGACUUGCAACAAACUCCGGCAGUCCCUCAAAAUGGCGCACAGCACAGAGAAGUACUACGUCAGGGCGCUGGUCGCGAUGGACAACCGGUGCAUGCACAGCAAUUGCAGCAGCAGCAGCAACACCUUUCCAACCCUGACAGCAAGCCUAGCUCGGCUUCGCAGCAGCAAAGAAAGCGGACGACAACGGAGGAGGUUGAUCCUCGCAAUGCGAUCAAGAUGGUUGACCUUAGACAUAAAGCAAUCACCCUUAUACAACGGCAUGCUGGGACGCGAUGGCGCGAAGCUCAGCGUACGAAAUGGCUUAUAGACCUCGUAUGCGCCAUCGACCGCGACUACCGGGAACGCAUCGCCGGGCAAGAAGCCGAAAUCGCUGCCCUCCAAAAGCAGCUCCAACAAACUAACGGACUUCACGCAGCGGCCACAGAUGGCAUACAGACACAGAACGACCAUCUGCGGCGGCGUGUUGGCGCGCUGGAGGUGCAGCUGCGCGCCGCGCAGGGGGCCGUGCUGGACAUGCAGACUCGCAUCCGUGCCAGCGAGUUGGCACUGGAUGGGGCGGAGGAGGCGGCUCGCACCGCGCUGGAGGAGUGCCAGCAGCUGCAGCAGGCCGUAUCAGUGCUGGCUGCGCACGACGCCUCCGCCCGCAAGCUGCUGGCCGCGCGCGCGCACGUGAUGCGGGAGGCGCUGCUGGCCUCGCGCGGGCGCAUGCGGCAGGCGGCGGAGCAGAGCAGGCAGUUCAGGGCGCAGGCCUCCUCCCAGCUGUCCCAGCAGCGCCGCGCUGCCGAGCAGGAGCGCGCGGCGCUGCAGGCCGCCUCGCAGUCCAGUCUGGCGGCCGCCGCCACGCUGCACGGGGCCGCCAGCCGGCUGGCACUGGAGCAGGUGCUGCAGGAGCUGGAGGCGUACAAGGAGCCCUGGGCGUACGUGUACGGA